AUGGACGAGUAUGAGGAGGCGGUUCUGUUCACAUUUGCGCUGCUGGAGUCGCGCCUGACCCGAUUGGAGUACAUCUUGGGCAACAAGAGGGAGGGCGAGGAGAAACCUAAGACAGUGCCUGAGCGCAUACACAAAAUCGAGAAGUCGUUGCAGGAGCUGUCGGCCAAAACGACCCUGCUCAGCGAUGCGCAAGAGCUAGUGAGCAAGCACAAGGACGUCCUGAAGCUAGAACAAGAGACGGAAGAUGCAGGUCUCGACACCGAGGAAAAAGCCGUCGUAGUCGUCGAGCGCGCGCCUCAAUUCGCUACUACCGCAUCGCAGCUCAAGGCAUUGGAUGACCAGCAAAUACCUUCAACUGACGGCUUUACCAAGCUCGCGAAGCUCCUGCCUCGCAUCGCCGAAGCUGAGGACCGCCACCUGCAACAGGCGCUGCAGAUAUCACUGCUUAGGAAGAAAAAUGGUCUACUCGUGCAGCGUGUGAAGCAGGUACAGUUCCUCGGCGCUGCUCGCUGCUGGACAGAGUGGCAAGGCCGGCUGCAGAACGUCCAGAAGAAUGUUGCGCGCAUUGAGUUCAAGAAGCGUCAGGAAGAGGAGGAUGAGCUAUGA
This is a messenger RNA of Didymosphaeria variabile, 606 nucleotides long. RefSeq lists its product as uncharacterized. The transcript is spliced from 2 exons. Lineage: Eukaryota; Fungi; Ascomycota; Dothideomycetes; Pleosporales; Didymosphaeriaceae. The record is from RefSeq and is a predicted model, not a curated record. Bases 1 to 606 code for a protein of 201 amino acids.